This is a messenger RNA of Pocillopora damicornis (cauliflower coral), 2301 nucleotides long. RefSeq lists its product as uncharacterized. The record is from RefSeq and is a predicted model, not a curated record. Gene Ontology annotation, biological process: protein phosphorylation. NCBI's taxonomy places the organism in Eukaryota, Metazoa, Cnidaria, Anthozoa, Scleractinia, Pocilloporidae. Gene Ontology annotation, molecular function: protein kinase activity; ATP binding.
CUACGAGCACCGAAUGAAAUGGAGUUUUCUACGUUUUCAGAGGCCAAGACGGACAUCAAAAGAAAACAAGAGGAGCUGUACGAUUAUUACGAGAGUUCGCAAGAUUGUUUAAACUCUACGGAUGAAAAGGUUCGUGCCCUUUUGGAACAGGACAUUGCAGAUCUCAGGGACAAAAUCGUUUCCCACAAACGGAAUCUUAAGAAGAAAGAACACAUCGUGCUCGUUACAGGUGAGAGAUGUUUGGAAAAAAGCAACCUACUGAAUCUGAUCAUCGACGAACAGCUUUUUCCUUGUUUCGUUGUUAGCACCUCGUCCACCGUCUUUGAACUAAAAUAUGGAACUGAACCCAAGCUUGUUGCGCACGAACAUUCUGACACAAAAGUUUCCACAGAAAUUCUCUUCCAGAGUGAGUCACUUGGAACUUUGCAGCGAGGUUGUCUGCAACAGCUCCUAUCCACUAUUUUCAAAGGUAUUGGUGGGGAGAAUUCGACUGAGGAUCCACGCUACGAAAAGAUCGAACUAUUUUUGCCUCACAAACUUCUGAAGGAAGGGAUUGUUAUAGUUGACAUCCCAGGGACUUAUGAAUCCCCCAUCAUAAAUGAAAAAGCAAAGGCGUACCUUUUGGAGGCCUCCGCAUUCAUCUGCUCCAUCAAUGGUGUAGAUGGCGAGGGAAUACAUCGAGACGAGGUAGAAAAAUACAUCGUACACGCCAAACAGGUCAGUGCAUUUCUGUACCAACAACUGAAAUCUUCGUCAAAUUGCCCUCUUUUGGUUUUCACCAAGCGGGAUCAAGUACUGCAACAAGAGGCUUAUAGGAUUAAGAGUUGCAUUAUAAACCAUCUCACAGAGCGUUGGCCCAGUGAGGACCCAGAGUCACAAAUCAUUUUCCUUUCACCAAGCAAUGAGAGCAACGCAUGGGAAGCUCCUCCUACAUGCGAUUUACUGAUGAAUCGUAUUUCAUCCAUGGUUUUAAAAAGCAUUGAAACAAACUUAGAGAAGCAAUGGAGGUGGCUUUACCACCUUCUUUCACGUAUGGCCUAUCGCACCAAAGUAAUUCGACGCGAUAUUUCAGAGGUGAUGAGGUUUGUGGCUGAUCAGCAGGGCGCGGUAGACAAAGAGCUGACCACGACAAUCAAAGCCUCGGCUGCCCGGGAAUUGUUCAAAUUCCUCAACUCCCCAGAACUUCAACAAUAUUUUACUUCGUGGUCAUUAGACAAUGUUCCAGACGUCGGGGGUGAUUGGAGCGUAACAGAGGAGAAUAUUAAAAAAGCAUUAGUGAAACGACUUCAGGAGAAGAUCGAAGAGUGGGAGAAACAAACCAAUGUUUUCUCAGAAUCUCGCACUUUACUGACACAGGACUUGUUCCGGUUUUUCGAACGUGUUGAGCGACAGAAUCAGAAUGUUCAGAGCCCCCCCAAAGCGGACAGUGUAGCCAGCUCAUCGGCAUCAUCAAGCGGUCCACAGACUUCAAGAAAUUUAAGCUUGACAGAAACAGUCAUUAUCGGAGUCACAAGUCCCAUCUGGGUUCCUGUCGGUUUCGUUGCUUUUUUGUUCAGUGCUCCGGUAAUUGGAACCAUAGCCGCCAAAGAAAGGUUUGGAAAUCGGAGUAAAACAAAAGAGUACAAGAAAGACAAGUGCAAGUUCAUGGCGGAGGCCUCUCAAGAAUAUCUCACAAAGAUGGCUGACGAACGACAAGUUAUGUCCCUCGUCGAGGAAGAGUUAAAAACUGAAAAACUCUUGAUACAGCAGAAACGUUUACAGCAAGAUCUUAGAGACUUAUACAUAAAAAUUUCAGAUUUAAGAGGAAAGAUGGCCGACUUUGGCAUCAAAGAAGUAGGUACCAUGGACAUCAGUUGCGAGGACUUAGAAUGGAAAGACGACCGAGGAUCACCUCUCGGAAGUGGCUCUUUUGCUUCCGUUCAUCGAGGAACCUUAAAGCUUCCUGAGGAAGAGAAGCCCGUGGACGUAGCACUGAAAGUAUGGAAAAAGGCACUGACUAGUGGCAGUGCAAUAAACUUCCUUUCUGAAACAGACAACCUAAGGAAGCUGAAUCAUCCCUUCAUUGUGAAGAUGUACGGCGCAACACUCCUGAAGGAGAAGGGCGAAUCGAGACCAAUCCUUGUCAUGGAACUCUGCAAGGAGAACUUGAUGAAGCACAUUUUCCGAAAUCAGGACAAUGUACCUGGUCUCUCUACAACAACUUCUGCUGCAAAAAACGUGAUCGGAUGGGCAAAAGACAUUGCCAAUGCUUUGGAAUUCAUACAUAAUAAGGGCAUUAUUCACAGAGAUCUCAAACUGGAA